AUGUGGAACCAGGGCUGUCGUCCGAUCAUCUUUGUCUGCCACAGCCUGGGUGGCAUCGUGUGCAAGCAGGCGCUAGUUUUAGCCCACGAAGACGAUCGCCGCUAUGGACAAGUACUGAAUGCAGUCAUUGGGGUGGCGUUCCUGGGAACUCCUCAUGGAGGCAGCAGUAUUGCCGAUACUGCGAGCGUGUUCGCAACAAUUAUCAACACGUUCACGGCGACCGCAUCUGCUGGAAUACGAUACAGAACGGCCAGGUCCGACUUGCUAGACCACCUUGGCUCAGACUCCAAGUCGCUGCAGACCCUGGUCAUGGCAGCUCGCAACCGGCUGCAACAUGUCUCCGUCGUUUCAUUCUUCGAGGUCAAUCCGAUAGCUCCACUAUCGUCGCUUAUUGUCGACCAGAAAUCUGCCACCCUUGGUAUACCGAACGAGGAAUCGAUCCCUCUCAAUGAGGAUCACAGGACCAUCUGCCGCUACGCUGGUGCAACGCAGAGCUACAAAUUGGUAGCCAAUGCCCUGAGAAGGAUGGCCACUGCAAGCGCAGUGCCGAAAACAGAACCGCAGAGCCCAGUAACUCAAUCAUCGAUUAGAUUGAAGUUGAACGAUCCUGUUUACGACUGCUUCACCCCAGCACCUUCACUGGUGAAGACGAAGAAGACGUGA
This is a messenger RNA of Emericellopsis cladophorae, 663 nucleotides long. RefSeq lists its product as uncharacterized. The record is from RefSeq and is a predicted model, not a curated record. Lineage: Eukaryota; Fungi; Ascomycota; Sordariomycetes; Hypocreales; Bionectriaceae. The transcript is spliced from 4 exons. Bases 1 to 663 code for a protein of 220 amino acids.